CCGUCAGCGCCCCUCCCUCUCCACCCCCAUCCCCCCCAUCGGCGUCUGGGCCUCAUCCCCUUCUCUCUGUCUCCUUCUCCCCCAUCACUUCUCCAGACAUUGACACCCCAUUACUCCAGUUUCCCCGGUUUCAGCUUGGGUCUUCAGCCCCAUCCACUCGAGGAUUUGCCUGAAGCCCACCCCCAACUCUGUACCUGCCCCCCGAGGGCCACCGAGGACCAUGACUAAGACAGAUCCUGCCCCCAUGGCCCCGCCGCUCAGGGCGGAGGAAGAAGAAGAGGAGGAGGAGGAUGAGCCUGUCCCAGAGCCCCCCAGCCCCACCCAGGAGCGCCGGCAGAAGCCUGUUGUGCACCCCUCGGCACCAGCUCCCCUCCCCAAGGACUACGCCUUCACCUUCUUCGACCCCAACGACCCUGCCUGCCAGGAGAUUCUGUUUGACCCCCAGACCACCAUCCCCGAACUGUUCGCCAUCGUGCGUCAAUGGGUGCCCCAAGUCCAACACAAGAUCGACGUCAUUGGCAAUGAGAUUCUGCGGCGAGGCUGCCAUGUGAAUGACCGUGAUGGGCUGACCGACAUGACACUGCUCCAUUAUGCGUGCAAGGCUGGGGCCCACGGAGUCGGGGACCCCGCGGCGGCGGUGCGCCUCUCGCAGCAGUUGCUGGCUCUGGGCGCAGACGUGACCCUGCGUAGCCGCUGGACUAACAUGAACGCGCUUCACUACGCCGCCUAUUUCGACGUGCCCGAUCUCGUGCGCGUGCUGCUGAAGGGUGCGCGGCCGCGAGUGGUGAACUCCACGUGCAGUGACUUCAACCACGGCUCAGCCCUGCACAUCGCUGCCUCCAACCUGUGCCUGGGCGCGGCCAAGUGUUUGCUGGAACACGGUGCCAACCCGGCGCUUCGGAACCGAAAGGGACAAGUGCCAGCAGAGGUGGUCCCAGACCCCAUGGACAUGUCCCUGGACAAGGCAGAGGCGGCACUGGUGGCCAAGGAGCUGAGGACACUGCUGGAGGAGGCCGUGCCGCUCUCCUGCGCCCUCCCCAAGGUCACACUACCCAACUAUGACAACGUCCCAGGCAAUCUCAUGCUCAGCGCACUGGGCCUGCGCCUGGGAGACCGCGUGCUACUGGAUGGCCAGAAGACGGGCACGCUGCGGUUCUGCGGGACCACGGAAUUCGCCAGUGGCCAGUGGGUGGGCGUGGAGCUGGAUGAACCCGAGGGCAAGAAUGACGGCAGUGUUGGGGGCGUCCGGUACUUCAUCUGCCCUCCCAAGCAGGGUCUUUUUGCCUCUGUGUCCAAGAUCUCCAAGGCAGUGGACGCACCUCCUUCAUCCGUCACCUCCACACCUCGGACUCCCCGAAUGGACUUCUCCCGUGUCACUGGCAAGGGCCGCAGGGAACACAAAGGUAAAAAGAAGCCCUCAUCAUCCCCGUCUCUGGGCAGCCUGCAGCAACGCGAAGGAGCCAAGGCUGAGGUUGGAGACCAAGUCCUUGUCGCUGGCCAGAAGCAAGGGAUUGUGCGCUUCUAUGGGAAGACAGACUUCGCCCCAGGGUACUGGUAUGGCAUCGAGCUAGACCAGCCCACUGGCAAGCACGACGGCUCUGUCUUCGGUGUCCGGUACUUCACCUGCCCACCGAAGCAUGGCGUCUUUGCACCAGCAUCUCGAAUUCAGAGGAUUGGUGGAUCCACUGACCCUCCUGGGGACAAUGUCGGAGCCAAAAAAGUGCAUCAAGUGACAAUGACGCAGCCCAAACGCACUUUCACAACAGUCCGGACCCCAAAGGACAUCGCAUCAGAGAACUCCAUCUCCAGGUUGCUCUUCUGCUGCUGGUUUCCUUGGAUGCUGAGGGCGGAGAUGCAGUCUUAGAGGCUCUGGACAUCCGACAGAGACACAGAGCCCCCUCUAGCGUCUCCUGACACAAAGAGCCCCCAAGUCACCCUGAGAUAGAGAUUCCCAGUAACACAUCCAGAAUAGAGACCCCCAUUAGCCAGCCCUCGAUCACUGAGGCCCUAUUAACAGAUUCCCCCAUGAUGACCCCCCAAAUACAGACCCUAUGUUACCCAGAAAGAGAUUCCCUGAGUGUAGUACCUUCAGGCUAGUCCCACCCCUCAGAUCAGACCCCCCAAUUAACAGAUUUCCAUCUCACCCCAAAUGAUGGUGACUUCUCUACAUAAUGCUCCACAGUAGAACAUUCCUGAGUCACUAGUCACUGGAGCAAAACCAUUCCCUAUUAACAAAGACCCUCCCAGCAUCAAACCCCCUUGAAAGAAACAUCUCCAGAGAAGAAUAACAGACCCACAUUUAAUAUCAAUCCUGUCAAGAUGUUGUGACUCCCAUGGUCACCCCAAAACCCUUAGACUGCAAUCAGAGACUCCCUCCAUUAACAAAAGCCUCUACUCUUACCCCUCAAGAAGAGACCCACAUUAACCAGCCCACUGUCACCCCCAAUUUACAGAUGCCAAAACAGUCCUGGAAGUGCUAAUUACAGGACCCCCAAGUCUUCCUAUCCUCUGCACCCUCAAGAAACCCCCAGUGCCUUGUAUGAAGCCCACCCCAUGUGGCCCACAGCACCUGUGCUGGCCAGGCUCCCAGAAAAUUCUCUAUUUUUUAAGUAAUGAUUUCCCCCUUUGGGGGACCCCAAAAUUUGGAGGCCCCAUUCUGGGACUCAGGAUCCCAACCCCCAGAGUACAUGUCCCAAACUUCCCUCUGCCCCUAAUUCUGACAGCCCCUAGGAAAGCUCCAAACCCUAACUCCCAGGACCCCCAAAUCAUGGAACCCCAAAUCCCCAGGGAAUCCCAAACUUUAAAAAUCUGAUUCCAAGCCCCCAGGAAACCUUCAACCAUGGAAGUCCCUAUGCCUGAGAUGGAGGAGACUGUAGUCAGGAUAUGCAUCCUAGGCACCAGGAGACCCCAAACAGAAAUUCUAAUCCCUGGAAACCAGAGGACUUCAAUGCCCCGAGUCCAUGGAUCUCAAGAAACCCAAAUUCCAAGAGCCCCAGUCCCAAGGGAACCCCAAAUCCUCAAGCUUCCCUCUCUAAUAGACGAGGAGCAUCGAGGCCUUGAGGGGAUCCCAAAUCCUGGAGCCCCCAUUUCAAUCUACCUUCUGGUCACAGGUCCAAAACGCCAAAUCUAAGUUACUGGCCCUGGAGGACCUCAGCGCACCCUGGACAGACCAGCAAAAGCCGACGGAGACCCUGAAGGCCGAGGGUGUCCAGGGCAGACCUGGGGCCCUGAAAACCAAGAACAGCUCACGACUGCCCCUUCACUGCAUGUCCCCAGACUCAGCAUGACCCCUAUCCCCUUCAAUAAAGACGUUUCUAUGGC
Cervus elaphus (red deer) is the source of this 3321-nucleotide messenger RNA. It is a transcript of the gene CLIP3, whose product is annotated as CAP-Gly domain containing linker protein 3. The transcript has 14 exons. Gene Ontology annotation, cellular component: cytoplasm; nucleus; microtubule plus-end. NCBI's taxonomy places the organism in Eukaryota, Metazoa, Chordata, Mammalia, Artiodactyla, Cervidae. The coding region runs from base 221 to 1864 and encodes 547 amino acids. The record is from RefSeq and is a predicted model, not a curated record. Gene Ontology annotation, biological process: cytoplasmic microtubule organization. Gene Ontology annotation, molecular function: microtubule plus-end binding.